Molecule: messenger RNA, 642 nt
Organism: Amoebophrya sp. A120
Lineage: Eukaryota; Dinophyceae; Syndiniales; Amoebophryaceae
Source: the annotation of a GenBank genome assembly
AGCAAAGGGAAGCGGUACAACUGUGCCUUCUUCGAACACUGUGAGCGCCUCUUCACGUUCAUCUCGGGCUGCGAACGUGGUAAGUAAGCACCAAGAUCGUGAAGGUCAUCUACCACCUGCCGACGAUGACGAUCCGCCCCUUUUCCCGACAGAAGCUUCCAUCUUUUGCAGUUACCUCAACCUAUGCAUUGCAAAAGUAUCGUAGUACAAGUUGUACUCGUAUAAAUGCAAUACAAAUAAUUUCCUCAGCAUGAGAAAUCAAAUAAUUUUUCAUGCGGAUUUACCUAUAGGAAAAAAAUGACUGCAGCUACUACGAGUGCGAUACUUUUGCACAGGAUACAACCCGGACGCGGGCGAUUUUCGAGAGGAAGUCGACCGUAGGAUUGAAAAGACAAAGUCUAUGGAUUGUGAUUAUGUCUGGGUCUGGGAGAUUGCGAGAUUUGUCAUGCUAGUCCGGCAUGACUGUGAACUCUGUAUUGCGUGCCCACAAAAAGGUCCUCCUGUCUGUCAUGCAAAAACGCAGUUUAUCAUUUUAUCAUGCGGAGUAUGCAAGCAAGUCUGAACCAUGGAAAAACUUGUCAUGCUCGGGAGCGCAUUCCAGUGUACUCACUAGUCCCUUCCUUGCGUCACAAGUUUCCAGAC